Hymenoscyphus albidus is the source of this 1035-nucleotide messenger RNA. The record is from the annotation of a GenBank genome assembly. Lineage: Eukaryota; Fungi; Ascomycota; Leotiomycetes; Helotiales; Helotiaceae.
GAAAACCCCAUCACGAAAAUAACCCGGUCACCCAUCGUCAUCCUCACAGGCAAACUCAAAAUAAUCACCCCAUCCCAACCGUCCAUCAGCCCACAGCACCGCCGCACGCCCAGCUCGUCGGUACAAGUGCAUGCCACGUUUUGCUGACAGCCUCAAAUAAAUCGUAUUCCCAUUGGUCGCUCGAGUGAGCUGCAUCGCACGAUACCGAGGUGGUUUCGUACGAUGGGAGGUGGUUGUGGCAUGUUGUUCGUUCAUCUGGGUGAGAAAUCAGGUUGGAUUUUUUCUGAAGGGGGUGAGAAUUUGAGGUGAUGGAGGGAGUAUAUAUAUUCUUUGCUUGCUUGUGUUACUUUGCUUUUUACUUUUGUAUCAUUGGCAAUAACAUCUCUACUCCAAAUCUCAUCUCUACAUCAAAUCUCAUCUCUACUACACUCUCAUACACAACAUCUCUUCUCCCUCAACCGAGUCAUACAUCCACUCCUCUCAAAUCAAAUCCCAAAUUCAAUCAUGAACGCCCGAACCAUCAUCCCUCGCAUGGCCCGCUUCACAGCUCCCACAAUCAAGCCAACCCAAAGACGUUCUCUUUCCGUCGUCCAGCGCGCUCGUCAAACCAUCAGAUCGUUUGAGCCGCAUCCAUUCGAGAGAUACCCUGUCACACAAGAAGGCGCAAAGGCAGAUUGGGUCCGGGCAUUUGGAAGAUUACGAGGCCCUGCUGCGGUGUAUGUUCUACUCUUCCCCACAUUCUCAAAUGAAAUAGCUAAUGGUUCUUUUUUCUAGCUACUUCCCAGGGUUUGCAUUCGUCCUUGGCUGGCCCUUUCUCGCAGCGUCGGUUGUUGAUGGACAUUUAUGAUCUAUCAUGGCUGACUGAACAAUUUGGCUUUUCUCUUCCAAAAUUUGUAUAUAUUUGAGAUCUUUCUUGUUUCUUUUGUCAGGCAAUGCGGCAUUGGUGUGGAGUUUCGGGGGAUACACGAACAGUAUUACUUUAGAUUGUAGACUCCACAUAGAGCUCCUAUCAACAAAGUCACAAAUUACCCAAAA